UAACGACGUCGUUUAACAUUCUCAGUGCAAACUCUUUCUACAAGAAAUCAAAAGCUUUUAACUUUCACUACUUCCUUCGUCUCUCUCUCCCUUCGUCGUUGCUCGAUCCGUACAUCGAAGGUUUUUUUGAGGUGAGCUUAAGGUGUGCAAUGGGAGACAGUCAGUACUCGUUUUCUCUCACUACGUUCAGCCCAUCAGGGAAGCUUGUUCAGAUAGAACAUGCUCUAACAGCUGUUGGAUCAGGCCAAACAUCUCUGGGAAUCAAAGCUUCAAACGGAGUUGUCAUUGCAACAGAAAAGAAGCUUCCCUCUAUUUUGGUUGAUGAAGCGUCUGUUCAAAAGAUUCAGCAUUUGACUCCCAACAUUGGAGUUGUUUACAGUGGUAUGGGUCCUGAUUUCCGAGUUCUUGUACGAAAGAGUAGGAAGCAGGCUGAGCAAUAUAACCGAUUGUACAAAGAACCUAUUCCCGUUACGCAACUUGUAAGGGAAACAGCUACUGUGAUGCAAGAGUUCACUCAAUCAGGUGGUGUGAGGCCGUUUGGAGUUUCUCUACUAGUCGCUGGGUACGAUGACAAGGGUCCACAGUUGUAUCAGGUGGAUCCUUCUGGCUCUUACUUCUCAUGGAAAGCUUCGGCAAUGGGAAAGAAUGUAUCGAAUGCUAAGACAUUUCUUGAGAAGAGGUACACUGAAGACAUGGAACUUGAUGAUGCCAUUCACACUGCCAUAUUGACAUUGAAGGAAGGAUUUGAGGGGGAAAUCUCAAGCAAAAACAUUGAGAUUGGCAAAAUUGGUGCUGACAAAGUGUUCAGGGUGCUAACUCCGGCAGAAAUCGAUGAUUACUUGGCUGAAGUCGAGUAAACUUCACCUUGGCCGUGCAACAAAACCAGGAUUUGAAUCCCAGUACUAUCUUUUGUUUCUUCUUGCUGGUUGCACAAACUUGUUGGUGGCUGGUGUUGCUUCUGUAACUCUUUUGGAACUUGUUAAAGACUCGAGACUCAAUUUAGAAUCUGUUUUCAUUUGUUUAGAUAAGUUCAAAAUAUCUCUUCAUGUGAAAUUUCAGAACUGAGAAAAGUAAAUUAAAAUUAUUUAACCUGAGCCA
Molecule: messenger RNA, 1098 nt
Organism: Brassica napus (rape)
Lineage: Eukaryota; Viridiplantae; Streptophyta; Magnoliopsida; Brassicales; Brassicaceae
Product: proteasome subunit alpha type-2-A
Exons: 12
Coding region: 150-857 (235 amino acids)
Biological process (GO): ubiquitin-dependent protein catabolic process
Cellular component (GO): proteasome core complex; proteasome core complex, alpha-subunit complex
Source: RefSeq, a predicted model, not a curated record